CAUCCUUUGCUUCCCACACUGACCAAGCCUGAAGCCGCCUCUCCACAUACAUAUUGCACCGCCCCUCUCACACUUCCACCACCGCCACCACUAGUAUCGCCGCCGCUCCGCUUCGGCCGCCAUGAGUCCAGCAGCUGGCAAUGCCACAGUCCUCAAUCCGGCCGGCGUUCGCGCCAGCAUUGUUGGGAGGUUUCCGUGCUCGGGAUUUGAUGUAACUGCUGUUGAAGUCUGUUUGGCGGUCGCUGUCUUCCUGGUUUUCCACGCUUUUAGACAGAAGAAAGCCCGGGGAUUGCCGGUUUGGCCGGUCGUCGGCAUGCUGCCAUCCAUGAUCUGGGCACUGAGGGACAACACUUACGAGUGGAUCACUGAUGUGGUUAUUAGACAAGGAGGAACCUUCACCUUCAAUGGUCCUUGGUUCACAAACUUGAACUGCGUGGUGACAUCUGAUCCCCGGAACUUGGAGUUCUUGCUGAAAGCCAAGUUCUGGAGCUUCCCCAAGGGGGAGUACUUCAGGAACUGCCUGCACGACUUGCUUGGCGAUGGCAUCUUCAACGCCGACGACGAGCCUUGGCAAAUGCAGAGGAAGACGGCGAGUCUCGAGUUCCACUCCGGCAAGUUUCGGAAGCUCACUGCGUCGACCGUCGGCAAUCUCGUCUACCAGCGCCUUCUGCCGGUGUUGGAUGCUUAUGCUGAGAAUGGCGCUCCCCUUGACUUGCAGGACGUUCUCCUCCGCCUGACGUUCGAUAACGUCUGCAUGGUCGCUCUAGGCGUGGACUCCGGCUGCCUGAAGCCGGGGCUGCCUGAAAUCCCGUUCGCAAAAUCAUUCGAGGAGGCGACUGAGAUGACGACAAUCCGGUUCUUAACGCCGACGGCGAUUUGGAAGGCAAUGCGCUUCCUCAACAUCGGCCCCGAGAGGCGGCUCAAGCAAUCGGUCCUGCAUGUGAAGGAUUACGCGGACAGCGUCAUCAAGGUGCGGAAAGCAGAAACCGCGUUGGAGGGCGGGGAGAAGUCGGACCUGCUCAGCGUCAUCAUGAGGCUGAAGGACGAAGAGGGCAGCCCUUACUCGGACAAGUUCCUGAGGGACAUAUGCAUCAACUUCAUCCUCGCCGGCCGGGACACCUCCUCGGUGGCGCUCUCGUGGUUCUUCUGGCUGCUCGAACAAAACCCAGCGGUGGAGGAGAAGAUACUGGAUGAAAUCCACCGGAUCGUGGCGGCGAGGGAGUCCUCUAAGGCUGAAAAAGAAGGCAGCAGCAAGGUGGUGUUGACGGCGGAGGAGGUGAAGAAGAUGGAGUACCUGCACGCGGCCCUAUCGGAAGCGCUGAGGCUUUAUCCAUCAGUUCCGGUGGAUCACAAGGAGGUUAGAGAGGAUGAGAUCUUCCCAGAUGGUACUGUACUCAAGAAAGGAACCAAGGUCAUCUAUGCCAUAUACUCAAUGGGGAGGAUGGAAAGCAUUUGGGGCAAAGAUUGCCGUGAAUUCAAACCAGAGAGAUGGAUCCGAGAUGGCCGGUUCAUGAGUGAAUCAGCCUACAGGUUCACAGCCUUCAAUGGCGGCCCGCGGCUCUGUCUAGGCAAGGACUUUGCUUACUACCAGAUGAAGCAGGCAGCAGCGGCCAUCAUUUCUCGAUUCCGCGUUCGAGUCGUACCGGGACACCCAGUCGAGCCAAAAAUGGCCUUAACCAUGUACAUGAAGCAUGGCCUGAAAGUUGUUCUGCAAAGAAGGCAUCCACAGCAGUCCUGAAGACUAACUUCCUGAUCUUGCGCGGUUGACUACAGUGAGGCUUGGAUCCUUCUGUGGUGUUGGUGAUAACUAUCACUCAGAUGUGAUGUGUGUGGUUCUUGAUUUGGUACCAAUAACAGGGUUUCCAUUUUGUGAGAGGUGAUACCUUUGUUUGUUGUCGCCCUUUGUUAAUAUACAGUUUUUGCAAGCUUGGUUUGAAUCAAUUCUGAGUUAGGUACUUCAUAAAUAAUGUUUGAUUAGCAUAUCAUUAAUAUUAGUGUUAGUAACCAGUUAUGUUAUUUGAAUCGGAUCCCAUUUGGGUCAUACCCAAAUAAGGCGACAAAUAGGUCGAAGGUCUUAGUAGGGAGGACAUCUGGUAAUUGAGGGUCAUUUCCUUUGGGAGGAGAGAACCCUAAUCGGGGAUUCGGUUGUGCAUGGGUGAGCU
Molecule: messenger RNA, 2162 nt
Organism: Nymphaea colorata (pocket water lily)
Lineage: Eukaryota; Viridiplantae; Streptophyta; Magnoliopsida; Nymphaeales; Nymphaeaceae
Product: cytochrome P450 86B1-like
Exons: 4
Coding region: 122-1738 (538 amino acids)
Molecular function (GO): monooxygenase activity; iron ion binding; heme binding
Source: RefSeq, a predicted model, not a curated record